CUCCAUUUAGUAAAGGCAGUUUGGCGCGUCUUGUCUUGACUUCAGCGCGUCUUACACAAUACCGUUAAAAUAUAUCAGAACAUAAAGUCGAAAGGAUAAUAAAAAAAGGAUUCAUCUAGCGAACCGUUGUGGUGGAAUAUAUUAUUAUUUAAUUUUGUGAACGAAACAGUAUUUGUGUGUGUGUGUGAAAUGGAUAUUUUUCCCAAUAUGAACGAGGUGGAUUACAGCUGCACCUCAAACGAGAUGGACGAGUGGUUUGGGUUGGGCACGCCCAUGUUCAUAUUUGCGGUUUUGAUGGCAUAUUUGCUGUUAAUUUAUAAAAUAUUACCGAAUUAUAUGGAGAAUCGUGAGCCGUACCAGUUAAAGACCUACAUUAUAGUCUACAAUGCAAUGCAAAUGCUCUCUUGUAUCUAUAUAAUCACUGGGAUUUUCCGUAUAGCCUCAACAAGCGUUUUUCAUUUCUGGGAUUGCCUUUUAUUAGAUCCGAACUCAUAUUCGGAAUAUCUGUUUAAUCGCGUCACAUACUUUACAUUCUGGCUAAAGAUUAGUGAGCUGUCGGAAACUAUUGUAUUCGUAUUACGUAAAAAACAGAAUCAGGUGUCGUAUCUGCAUGUAUUCCAUCACUGCUCAACUGUUACAUUGAUAUAUCUCCUGUGUACGGAUUAUAGAGGUACCUCACCUUUGUAUCCGAUUUUGCUCAAUUCGACUGUGCAUGUGAUUAUGUAUGGCUACUACUUGGCCUCAGCUGUGUGCGAUGCGGAAACUAUAAAGCGUUUAACACCAAUCAAGAAAUCGAUUACCACUAUUCAAAUGAUACAAUUUGUGCUGAUUCUUAUCCAAGCGGGAUUCUUGAUGUUUCGUUGCGAAAUAUCCAAGUUGGUUACAACUUACUAUUCUAUCGUUGUAGUUGUUAUAUUCUAUGGAUUUUAUGAUUUCUAUAAUAAGGCUUACAAAGCUGCUAAUAAUAGUAGAAUUAGUAAUAAGAGCAGCUAAUGCUAGUUGUAUUUGUUAUAAUAAAUUUAAUUUUUAUAGUUUUAUGUAAGCUGCUUAUAACUAAAUGGUCUUGAAAAUUGUUUAGACAAAAAUACGUACUCAUAUAAGAAGUUUUGUUUUAGUCAGUUUUGGUAAUAAUACCCUUCGAAAAUAAA
This is a messenger RNA of Bactrocera tryoni, 1148 nucleotides long. Its product is annotated as elongation of very long chain fatty acids protein AAEL008004. Gene Ontology annotation, molecular function: fatty acid elongase activity. The transcript has 5 exons. Gene Ontology annotation, cellular component: endoplasmic reticulum membrane. Lineage: Eukaryota; Metazoa; Arthropoda; Insecta; Diptera; Tephritidae. The coding region runs from base 190 to 993 and encodes 267 amino acids. Gene Ontology annotation, biological process: fatty acid elongation, monounsaturated fatty acid; fatty acid elongation, polyunsaturated fatty acid; very long-chain fatty acid biosynthetic process. The record is from RefSeq and is a predicted model, not a curated record.